AUGGCCCGGUUACCCGCCAUGUUCGGUGCAAGCAUGCUCGCUGGACUGGCUUACCUACAGUACCAGGCGACGCAGGCAGGGAACUACGCUAUCGAUGCAUUGAAAAGAGCAGGGGAAACAGUGACCGAUACAUCUUCGAGUUUGUUCAGUGGAGCCAAGGGCAUCGCAGAUCAAAUAGGUGCAGGAUGGCAGAAGACUAAAGACGAUACACAUCUGCCUGAGUGGAUGCAACAGCUUUUCCAGAAGGGCGAAGGCUCUGGUGAUGGGGGCUCCGGGCCAGAAGGUCCGAACCAGUCUCAGACAGCAGCUGCAGCCGCCGCAGCAUCUGGUGCAGCGCUCGGCUUGGAACAGUCAGACGAGGAAGACAAGCGAUCAGAUACUCAAGUCGCUCGAGAUGAUCAAAUGAUGGUCUUGACGAGAAAGAUGAUUGAGAUUCGGACCAUCUUGAACACAGUUGGGCAAGGCGGUGCCUUGACAUUACCCUCAAUCGUUGUCAUUGGCUCUCAAUCAUCUGGAAAGAGUUCGGUUCUGGAAGCCAUUGUCGGACACGAAUUCCUGCCCAAGGGAACGAACAUGGUCACCAGACGUCCCAUCGAACUCACCUUAGUAAACACUCCUGAUGCAAAGGCAGAAUAUGGCGAGUUCCCGGCUUUAGGAUUGGGAAAGAUCACCGACUUCUCUCAGAUUCAACGCACAUUGACGGACCUUAAUCUGGCCGUGCCCGCUGAACAAUGCGUCACGGAUGACCCGAUACAACUGUCCAUCUACUCUCCAAAUGUUCCCGACUUAUCCUUGAUCGAUCUCCCUGGAUACAUACAAGUGGUUGGCAAAGACCAACCUAUUGAGUUGAAACAGAAAAUCGCCGAUCUGUGCGACAAGUAUAUUCAGCCACCCAAUGUCAUUCUAGCCAUUUCAGCUGCGGACGUCGAUUUGGCCAACUCCACAGCGCUCAGGUCGAGUCGAAGAGUCGAUCCUCGCGGUGAAAGGACUAUUGGAGUCAUUACUAAGAUGGACUUGGUGGACGCGGCUAGAGGUGCUGACAUCUUGUCGGAUCGCAAGUACCCAUUGCGGCUCGGUUAUGUUGGCGUGGUCUGCAAAAUACCACAGUCUGCUGGACUGUUCUCGCGGACCGGUCAAAAUGUCACCAGUGCGAUUGUCAAGAACGAAAAUGCAUACUUCUCAGCCCACCCUCUGGAGUUCGGCCCUCAGUCGGAACUCGCUGUCGGCACGACUACUCUACGGCAUAAGUUGAUGCACGUAUUGGAACAAACGAUGGCCGGGAGCCUAGCAACAACUCGAGAUGCUAUUGUUCAAGAGUUAGAAGAAGCCACUUACGAGUUCAAGGUUCAAUACAAUGACAGGCCUUUGAGUGCCGAGUCGUACCUGGCCGAAAGUUUGGACAGCUUCAAACAUUCGUUCAAGGAGUUCAGCGAGCAUUUCGGAAGACCUCAGGUCCGCGCCCUUCUCAAGGAAGUCCUGGAUCAGAAAGUGAUGGACUUGCUCGCCAAGAGAUAUUGGAACAAGCCUGUCCAAGAUCUAGCACCCAUUCAAUUUGAAGCCGAUCCGUUGGCGGAGCUGCCCAAAGCAGACCCAAACUCACUGUACUGGCAACGAAAGCUGGAUGCUUCGACGGGUGAGCUGACUAAAUUGGGAGUCGGAAGACUUGCUACGACGGUGGUAGCUGCAGAGUUACAGAGCCAGGUCGACAAACUGAUAGCAUCCUCUACUUUUGCCGCACAUCCUUACGCACAACGAGCAAUCGUCGAUGCAGCGUCAAGCAUUCUCAACGAUCGAUUUUACAGCACCAGCGACCAAGUGGAGAAUUGCAUCAAACCCUUCAAGUUCGAGAUAGAGGUGGAAAACAACGAGUGGUCCAAAGGACGAGAAAACGCGGGACGUGUCCUAAAGAGCGAGCUCAAAGCCUGCGACGGCGCCCAGAAGCAACUCGAGGACGCCAUUGGCAAGAAGAAGCUAAGAGAUGUCAUGGGAUUCAUUGAUCGGGUUAGAAAAGGAGAUGUCGUUCUAGAAGGCGACGGCACUGGCGGCGCAGGCGGAUUCUCGUCGGCUCUGCUACAGAGAGGCCGAGAGGCUGUGUUCCUCCGUGACCGAGCCGACAUUCUCAAGAUGCGACUGAUGGCUGUCAAGUCCAAACAGUGCGCCAACUUGAAGAACAAGUACUAUUGUCCUGAGAUCUUCCUCGACGUGGUGGCCGACAAAUUGACCUCCACGGCUGUCCUCUUCCUCAACGUCGAGCUGCUGUCGGAGUUUUAUUACAACUUUCCACGAGAACUCGACAUUCGUCUUGGACGGCAUCUGAGUCAGGAUGAGAUCGAGAGGUUUGCGCGGGAGGAUCCCAGAGUGCGCAAACAUCUCGACGUCAUCCGACGUAAAGACAUGCUGGAACUUGUGCUGUCCAAGAUCGAGAGUCUGCGCCAGUUGGAGGGCCGGGCCAAGCAGCCCACUACAGGGGCGCCAGUCGUCAAGGAGAGAGGUCGAUGGAGUUUGUUUUGA
Molecule: messenger RNA, 2511 nt
Organism: Exophiala viscosa
Lineage: Eukaryota; Fungi; Ascomycota; Eurotiomycetes; Chaetothyriales; Herpotrichiellaceae
Product: dynamin GTPase
Exons: 2
Coding region: 1-2511 (836 amino acids)
Cellular component (GO): cytoplasm; membrane; microtubule
Molecular function (GO): GTPase activity; GTP binding; microtubule binding
Source: RefSeq, a predicted model, not a curated record